UGUGAACGUAUGACGGUCUGUGCACAGAGGGGAGGGGGGCUGGGGGAAUACUGCCUGCUUAUAUUCAUCCAAUCCUCCUCUCUGCUCUGAGAGUGAAGACAGGAGGAGAUAAGGGGCUGGCAAAAUCCUUGUAACCUCAGAAAGCAGAAGCUGAGCAGCAGCAGAACCCUACAGAGAACUGACUGACGCUGAGACCACAGCAGCAUGGAACCCAACAGUCCCAGAAAGAUCCAGUUCACAGUACCAUUUCUGGAGCCACAUCUGGACCCAGAAGCAGCAGAGCAGAUACGCAGACGUAGACCUACCCCUGCCACCCUUGUCCUGAGCAGCGACCAGUCUUCACCAGAAAUAGAUGAAGAACGAACCCCAAACUUAUUACAAAAGUCUACUUUACCUAUGUCCCCACACCAGAGGAAAAAAGUGUCACGCACAACACCCACCAUGAAAGAACUCCAGUUAUUAGCAGAACAUCACUUGUGCAAACAGGGCUCAGAAGAUGAAGGUACCCCACAGAGUAAGAAGAGUGUGGAUGACAGACCAAACUUGGGGUGUUGUUGCCAUGGUAACACAGCUCCGGUUCAGGGAUCUCAGCAGACAAGCUCAUGUGGCUGUUUUACAAAGGACGGACAACAGGAGAAUAAAUCACUGGGGUGGAAACAAGAUUGUCAGGCGGACUGCUCAAAAGGGUUGUGUAGUCGUCAGACAAACACAGAUGUCAAGGAAACAAAGGAGAAAGAAAAUCAGAGCAGCCACUUACCGAUCGUUCAGGAUAAAUAAUUCUGUAAUCUGCAACAAGAUGGAAGAUGAAUUCCUCAAGUUUGCCUGGAGCCAGGACAGGAAUUCCCUCAAUGGAGGCGGAACAAGACACACAAAGGAUCCAGAACGCCUUUCUUUGGAAAUGAUAUUUAUGUUGCAUCUCUGCUGCUUGGGAGGCCUAAUGCUGCACUGUGUCUAGAGCAAUAAAUCGGAGGCCCCUCUAGAAGCAAAGAAACCCAGCAUUGUGUCCAAUAAAUUACCCCUGUCUGUGUCACGUCUAUACAGCAAGUCUGAAAGGGUGCUAGGCCAGGCAUUCUGUAGUUACCUUAGUACAUAAGUGGCCAAGAAUUAAUCAUUUGGAUGGGAACAAGUAAACUUAUCGUUUUGAUUUUACUGCAAUGUCUAAGGACCUCCUGGGAUCUAGAUCUUAUAUCAGCAGGUAAUUAAUCAGAGAAUAAUAUUUGUUGGGUGGCACCUUGGACAUGACAGAUCAGUUUGGGUCUGAGCAUUGGCUAUAAGGUGUCCAUUGAGAUUAGUAUCAUAUCUAAAGAAAACCUAAAGAUGUGAUCACAACUACCCGGCAGGUUUUAAUACAGUCAGAAGACAGAAUUCUACUUUAAUGAAGUCCAGAAAGGAUAUUAGCUAUUAUACAGACACCCACAAUGUGAUUAAUACAGAUAAUUCUCACCUAUACACUAAACCCACUCUGCCUGUUGGGGCUUUCUUUACAUUAUGCGCAAUUACAGCACCAUGUUAGAUUUUUCCUCUGUUUGUCAUCUUCAUUGUAACAUAAAGAAAAAUUAUUAAUGUUAAUAUAAUAAAAAAUAUCCUGAAAUGGUUUUA
Molecule: messenger RNA, 1599 nt
Organism: Bufo gargarizans (Asiatic toad)
Lineage: Eukaryota; Metazoa; Chordata; Amphibia; Anura; Bufonidae
Gene: PPP1R1A
Product: protein phosphatase 1 regulatory inhibitor subunit 1A
Exons: 7
Coding region: 205-777 (190 amino acids)
Biological process (GO): intracellular signal transduction
Cellular component (GO): cytoplasm
Molecular function (GO): protein phosphatase inhibitor activity
Source: RefSeq, a predicted model, not a curated record